This is a messenger RNA of Dipodomys ordii (Ord's kangaroo rat), 5002 nucleotides long. RefSeq names its product nuclear casein kinase and cyclin-dependent kinase substrate 1 (gene Nucks1). Gene Ontology annotation, biological process: double-strand break repair via homologous recombination; interstrand cross-link repair. Gene Ontology annotation, cellular component: cytoplasm. Gene Ontology annotation, molecular function: double-stranded DNA binding; single-stranded DNA binding. The transcript has 7 exons. The record is from RefSeq and is a predicted model, not a curated record. Lineage: Eukaryota; Metazoa; Chordata; Mammalia; Rodentia; Heteromyidae. Bases 243 to 974 code for a protein of 243 amino acids.
GCAGCUUUGGCGCAUUUUCGGCUGGUUUGAUUCAUCCAUUUUGAAGAGACGGGGGAGCGGGGGGCUCGUCUGAUCCAGGGACCCCGAACCAAGGAGCGGCGGAGUUUGAGACACCAGGAGCCCGGGACUCGGCGGCCGCGGCCUCCUCGGCCGAAGUUCGGGGGGGGUGGGGCGCCGAGUGCGCGGGGUGGGGGGGGUCGUGGUCUUUGGCUUCUCGACUCGGUCCUGUUUGGACAGCGAACAUGUCUCGGCCUGUCAGAAAUAGAAAGGUCGUUGAUUAUUCACAGUUUCAGGAAUCUGAUGAUGCAGAUGAAGAUUAUGGAAGAGAUUCCGGCCCUCCUGCUAAGAAAAUUCGAUCAUCUCCUCGAGAAGCUAAAAAUAAGAGGCGAUCUGGAAAGAAUUCACAGGAAGAUAGUGAGGACUCGGAAGAAAAAGAUGUGAAGACCAAGAAGGAUGAUUCUCAUUCAGCAGAGGAGAGUGAAGAUGAAAAAGAAGAUCAUAAAAAUGUGCGCCAGCAACGACAGGCAGCAUCUAAAGCAGCUUCUAAACAGAGAGAGAUGCUCAUGGAAGAUGUUGGCAGUGAGGAGGAGCCAGAAGAAGAAGAUGAGGCACCAUUCCAGGAGAAAGAUUCCGGCAGUGAUGAAGAUUUUCUAAUGGAAGAUGAUGAUGAUAGUGACUAUGGCAGUUCAAAAAAGAAAAACAAAAAGAUGGUUAAGAAGUCCAAACCUGAAAGAAAAGAAAAGAAAAUGCCCAAACCUAGGCUAAAGGCUACAGUGACACCAAGUCCAGUGAAAGGCAAAGGGAAAGUGGGUCGCCCCACAGCCUCCAAGGCAUCAAAGGAUAAGACUCCUUCUCCCAAAGAGGAUGAUGAGGAACCGGAAAGCCCUGAAGAAAAGAAGACCUCUGCAAGCCCUCCUCCUGAGAAAUCGGGGGAUGAAGGGUCUGAAGAUGAAGCCCAGUCUGGGGAGGAUUAAAAGUGAUGAUAAUGUGGGGAGAGAUUUUAUUAAAAAAAGAAAAAAGAAAAAAAGAGGGUAAAAAAGAGAACCUACUUAAGAUAGAAUAUGGUUCAUGGUUUUGGCUAAGGCUUGACUUUAACGGGCUUUCAGUGCUUUUUCCCAUGUUUUGAAAUAACCCUCUCCCCUUUCUCUCUUCGCUCUCACCAUUGCAUAUGAAGUGUUUAAGUACCUUUUUGUUUAUUGGUCUUCUCUUUGCCACCACCUCCUCCAUUUCCCCAAUGAAAGCCAUGUCAGAUUAAUCACUGGGUUGACCGCUUCAUCUUUUUAUUUUUAAUGGAAGGUAUACUGCAGUUGUAAAGCAAUAAGAUUUUAGAUGAAUACUAUGGAACUUUGCUUUUGGCUAAAGAAUAGUGAGUUGGACUGUCAUCAAAAUCAUAGAAGGUUUUAGUUAAAAAUGAUUGCUUCUUUCUCUGCCUGAACUUAAAAAAAAAUCAGUUGUCAUCUAAUAAGGAGUUUAUAUAAAUCUGUAUACAUACAUGUAAGAAUCUUAAAAAAUCAUGAUUCUAAACUUCCACCGAUGAAGCAGGUAGGAGAUAAAGAUGAGUUCUGAAUCGUUACUAAAAUUCUUCAUGUUUUUUACCUUGGGUCAUGGGAGGGAAUGGGUUACCUGGUCUUGUUUGUGAUUGUGGGUUUUCUUUUUUAUUUCAUCACUUGUUAUCUCAAAAAGACUUGGAGUCAGUGAUCCUUUUAUCCUGCUACAGUCUUUAAGGAACUUAAAAAGAAAAAACAGGGGCUGCCAAAAAUGAAAUCACUUGAUUUCAUAUUUCAUUCUUUUUAAUGGUUCAUAUUUUUUAAAUAUAUAUGUAUCCUGUUUUUUGGAUAAAAUUUUACCAAGAAUCAAAAAAAGACACCUUAGAAUUUAAAGGACAAGAUAAAUCUACAUAUUACUGUGGAUUUCUUCUCAAACUGACAAUGUUUAGGUUUUAAAGAAAUAAAGUUCCAGUUAAUGUGAAGCUCAAUACAAAAGGUUGAGACUUUUCCUUUAUUAAAACUGAGAUGAAAUUCUUUUUAUGUUAUCAUUGUGCAUUUAGAUCCCAUGAAGUAUGCUCUCUUUUUGUUUAUAGAUACAAUAUUCUUUUGUUUUAUACCCCCACUCUUUUCUUUGUAGAAACAUGGUGUGACGUACAUCUCUGCUUCCUGCUGCUAACCUAGAACACCACUGCACAUUCUAGCCCACUCCCUGCCAGCUCUACUACAGGACUCUUCCUGGGUCUGUUCUCUAUUUACUCACAAGAUGGGAAGUAUGUGACAUACUGCUUUUGUAUAUGAAGUGUUUUUAGUAUUGAGUUUACUUGUUUUUAAGUUGGUCUGAACUCUUAUCUAUUGCUCAUGUUUGUUAAAACAAGAGACAGACUAAAGAGUAUAAAAAUGAUGCAUUUUAGGAUGCCUUUGUGCCAUUGAUAACACAUUUUUUACAUGCCUUAGGUAAGCAGGAGAUAGUUCUGUAGAUUUGAUCCUCCAUAUCCUACACCAUGAGCUACUUGGGAGCAGAGUUGAGGAGUCCUAGUAAGCCAAUAAAUUGAAAUUUUAGUGAAAACUAAUACCUAUAUUUUACCUGCACUUAGUGUAAAUUUGCUUCUUCAAUAUCCUACUUUAAUAGUUUUCUUUUUUGUGUUUUAAGGGACAGCGUGGGUUUUUUGACAGUUUCCCUUAUAGGUAUUCUUAAGACAAAAGGUUCUUUAAGGAGUAUUUUUACUCUGAUUUUUAAAACAAUUUAGAAAACAUUCUUAACUCUGAUUUUUAAAAACAAAAAUACCCAGUGGCAUAGUUAUUUCAUUGUUGCACCAUGUUAAAGAAUGGAUAAGACAAGACUUGAACAUAGUUGCACAUGGACUAUUAUCUAAAUAUGAUGGUUAAAUUGAUAGUUUUGAACUCUGUAUAAUGAAUUACUGUGGUCUAAUGUGUUUGUCAGAUAACCAUUUCUAAGAACAAAAACCUUUGUGUUUAUAAAGGCUCGUGAGUGUUUCUACCAUGCACUUCCGGUUUUGGGGGCGUUACAACUAAGUCUUACUUUUCUAGUAAUAAUUGGGCUUUUUUUAGGCUGUGUCACAAAGUUUGACGGGGGGAACACUCACUUUAAUACAUUAAUAUAUACCAACGUGUAUGUGACGUGCACAUACUUCAGAAGCAAUCCUGUCUUCUAAGUUACUUGUGUGCAUUUGAUUGGGCUUUUUGUUUAGGGUCCCUUUUAAAAUUAAUUCAUUACAUUAAAUAUAUUUUCUAUUUCUAAUAGGCUAGACCAAAAUAUCUGUGUCCUCAAGGUCCAAAUGACCUUUAUUUUCUCUACUUAUUGAUGAUUUAAAAUAUUCUUAGUCUUCCCCUAUCAUGCAUGCAAAUAGGACAGUUAUGUGACUCAACUGGAAUUAGGUGCUCAAUAGUCAGGUCUGAAGCAUUACUGCUAUAAGCCAAUAAGUGACUAGCCGUUGGCACCUCCCUUAACUUAACUCCCUCUUUUUCUAGUGUGCCUAUGGUGAAGUGACAGUAGCAUUUGCUGGCUUAGUUUGCAGUGCUCAGGAAGUGAGACAUUAACUUUGGAGGUGCUUGUUUAUGUUAUCUGAACCCUCUAAGAUAGCUCUGCUAGAUUUACCUCUAUAAUACAGAUUUCAGCAGCUAUGCUUACCUAACACUACAUUCUAGGUCUUAAGGUUGUUUCCAGUCUUCCCUCCCCUGGCUAGAAAUAGGUAGCAUCUGUCUUAUCCAGUAGUAACUUAUUGCUGGCUUUAGCCUUCAUCUCAGAUCAAAAUUGGGGGGGUAAGCCCACAGGAUAAGUUUUAAUUACAAUGAUGGUAAAUAUGUCCACUUUGUAAAACACCUCAUGCCACUCCAUAAUGAGGUGUUUACUCUUUAGGAAGGCAGUGAGAGGAAAGCUUUUCAUCUUAGAUAGUACUUUAGUUCUCUUGAAGGAACUUUUGAGAGUGAUUUUUUUUUUUCCUCAUAGUACUGCUUUGUCCCCCAGUUCAUUCUCAGAUUCAAUACAUGUUAGAACUGGUUCAAAUAGCAUUUUCUUGCUUUUAACAAUUCAAAUGAAUUUGAUGUUAUAAUCUAGAUAUAAUCAGAUAUUAUCAACUAAACUGAAUUUAACAUUUUAAUAGUUCUUUCUAUGUCCAUAAACAUUCAGGUAACAUGGGGCAGGAAAUAGUGCUUUUCUUUCAACAAACUUCAGUUUUGGAGUUUCUGUGAGAGUAUUAGAAAGACAGGAGCUACAGGAAAGGCAUUAGCAAAGAUCAUAGGCCACUGUUGCUGCUGUAAAGAACAAGUGACCGUUCUUUCUUUGCCUUCAUUGCCAGUGGUUACACUGAAAAAAAUCUACCACCUUAGGAGUCUGGAAAGUACAAAAUAUGGGCUGUGGUCUCUGUGGCAUUUGACCAAGUUAUCUUAAAUAUACUUCCUGGCAAAGGGUAAGGAAAACUAAAGCAAGCUGUUUGCUCUGCAGGGUAAAAUCUUGCCCUUUUCUCUGUGGAUGAAGCUGAGUUUACUUGAAAAUUGAGAGGUGGUUUAUUGUUUAAAUCUUAGGCCAUCAAGUUUCCAUUUAAACUAAUUUUCCCUUUGUCUUGGACAAACAAUACAUAAUUCUUUUGGAAUAUCAAAUUCAUAAAUUUUACUUUUGUUCAAAGCCUAACACAAAUCACAGUGGUGCUGAUUGUGAUAACCACUAUUGGGAAAAUCCCAUCCAUAUACCUGUCUGUAGCCAGGCCAGUGGAGUGGCGGAACUGAUGAUACCUGUUUUGAGCAUGCCCCGUGUGGCUGGUAGAAUGCCACCGUUGUGCAGACACUUUGUACAUCAGGGGUGAGGGAGGAUUUUCUAGAUUGGGGGGGGAGUAAAAUUGGGAUUCUGUUUUGUUCCUUUUUUGGUGGGGUGUGGGAGUACAGUACUCAGUUUAUGCCCUAAAAUAACGUGUAAAAACCCCUGAAGUAUUGUAUGGGUAUGGGUGUGUGUGUGAGUGCAUUUGUAUAUGUCUGGCAAUUAAACCUUUGUCUUCUGAAAA